AGGAAAUAAAUAACCUCAGGUAGCCAGAGCGCACUUCCAACAUUAGCCAUGGGGUCUCUCUCCUGCUCGGCGAUAACGUCUCUGCAAGUGUUGGUCGGCAUUUUGAAUGCAUUCUUCAAGACGCAGACUCCGGCUGAUCUCUCUUCACCGGCGAAACUAAGAGACGGCGAAACCUUCGACUUUAUUAUUGCAGGGGGUGGAACCGCUGGAUGUGUUCUGGCUAGCAGAUUGUCAGAAGUUCCUGACUGGAAGGUGCUGCUCUUAGAGGCAGGCGGCGAGGAGCCGUUGGAGGCCGAUAUACCAGCAUUUGGGCAGAACUUGAAGCUCAGCGCACUGGACUGGCAAUACUGGACACAGCCCCAGAACACUUCAUGCGGUGGGGAAGCCUGCCAGUGGCCAAGGGGCAAAGUCCUUGGUGGAAGUAGCACUAUCAAUGACAUGAUUUAUAACAGGGGCAACAGACUUGAUUACGACCACUGGUCAGAUCUGGGUAAUGUCGGCUGGGAUUAUGAAAAUGGGGUUCUUCCAUAUUUCAAAAAAUCGGAAGAUAACUUGGAUCCAGACAUCGCUCGUGACAUCAAGUACCACAGUGUCGGAGGGUACCAGAGUGUUGGAAGAUUUCCCUACACUGACGAAAAUGUUCCAAAUAUUAUAAAAGGAUUUCAAGAACUUGGUUAUAAGCGGGUAGAUUUUAACGGACCACAUGUUACAGGGGUCAUGCAUCUUCAGGCGACUCAAUAUAAAGGAGAACGUAGGAGCACCAAUGGGGCUUAUCUGGAACCUGUUCGUCGUCUCAGAAAUAACAUCAGAGUCAUAACUAACGUCAGGGUUACAAAAAUUCUAAUUGACAAAGGAACAAAAGUAGCCCACGGUGUGGAAUAUGUUGGCGAGAAAGACAGACGUUUCCGUGGGAAAGUGUACGCGAAAAACGACAUUAUUGUCAGCUCGGGUUCAAUUAAUUCCCCACAACUUCUGAUGCUGUCUGGCAUUGGUCCUAAAGAAACACUGGAGACGUUGAAUAUUCCAGUCAUUAAAGACCUUAAAGUGGGACAUAACCUGCAUGACCAUAUAGGUGCAUUCGCUGUUAAUUAUUUCGUGGGAAACUCAACAAGACCCAACAGUAGCAGAGAUUUCUUCAGGGACGCCACACUCUAUUCAAGGAACCAAAGAACAGGGCCCUGGUCAGGCAUAGGAAGUCUCUCAGUGGUCGCAUACACUAAUUCCAGGUACGCAAAUAAAUCAAUGGAUUAUCCAGAUAUACAGUUUUCAACUAUACCGUCAGUUGCAGACAGCAGAGACUCAGGCUUCUGCGAUGUUGAUGUUGCCGUGCCGUGGUGCUAUUACAACAGAAUCACAUUUAUGCCAGCAGUGCUCAGGCCAAAAUGUAGAGGCUACCUUACCAUUAACUCAUCUGAUCCCUUCGCACGGCCAUUAAUAUACCCGAAUUCAUUCUGCGAUCACCAAGAUCUGGACGUCAUCAGCGACGGUUUCAAAGCAGCAGUAAAACUUGCCGAUACAAAGGUUUUCAAAGAUAAUGACUUCCGGCUUGACAAGACACCUCCAGCGGGGUGUUCGCAUCUUCAGUUUGGCACAGACGAUUAUUGGGUGUGUGCCGCAAUUCAAACUACUCACAGCAACUACCAUCCCGUUGGGACCUGCAAGAUGGGUCCUCCCACCGACCCCGAUGCUGUAGUCGACCCUCAGUUGCGAGUGUACGGAGUCAAGCGUUUGAGAGUUAUCGAUUCAUCCAUCAUGCCGGUCAUAACCAGUGGCAACACCAAUGCACCCAGCAUCAUGAUAGGGGAGAAAGGGGCUGAUAUCGUAAAGAAGUCUUAUGGCAUAAAACUAUAGGUUCUUGGAGUGCACCACAAUAUAUCUUCUUUUUUCCUUUAAAUGUACCAUACACCUUCCUCCAGUCCUUCACGUGCAACAUGCUUUCCUUUCUUCAGCUCCCCAACAUGUAAUGCUGCUGCUAAUUCCUUGCCACGAGUAAAGCUACUUCUGUUCCUGCAAGUGCAACAUGCUUACCCUUCUUCAGCUCCCCAACAUGUAAUGCUGCUGCUAAUUCCUUGCCACGAGUAAAGCUACUUCUGUUCCUGCAAGUGCAAAAAACAUUCUUGUUCCUUUUGCCAUUUCCAGAACUUAUUGUUUCGUCCGAUUUAUUCUGUUCCUUCUUCAAGUAUAAAAAUUUAUAUUCUUCUGACUAUACAUAUACAGUUCUACACUUCUCUAAGCUCAGCCUCUCUUCUACACCGCUUUCUUCCUUCUGAAACGUAACAUGCCUGUACAGAAUUCCUGCUGUCUCUUCUUUCAAGAAUAAACUUCCU
Molecule: messenger RNA, 2327 nt
Organism: Cryptotermes secundus
Lineage: Eukaryota; Metazoa; Arthropoda; Insecta; Blattodea; Kalotermitidae
Product: glucose dehydrogenase [FAD, quinone]
Exons: 3
Coding region: 49-1851 (600 amino acids)
Molecular function (GO): oxidoreductase activity, acting on CH-OH group of donors; flavin adenine dinucleotide binding
Source: RefSeq, a predicted model, not a curated record